This is a messenger RNA of Lotus japonicus, 2179 nucleotides long. Its product is annotated as cell division control protein 48 homolog B. NCBI's taxonomy places the organism in Eukaryota, Viridiplantae, Streptophyta, Magnoliopsida, Fabales, Fabaceae. The transcript is spliced from 13 exons. The coding region runs from base 316 to 2136 and encodes 606 amino acids. Gene Ontology annotation, molecular function: ATP binding; ATP hydrolysis activity. The record is from RefSeq and is a predicted model, not a curated record.
AAAUCGAGGGACAUACAACCUCAAACCUUUUUCUUGUAUCAAUUUUGCAAAAAAUUAGGUUAGUGUAAUUUGGGAUUGAUUUAGGGUUAGAUAAGUUAAUUAGGGAUUUAAGUGUUUUAAUUGGUUGAGGUAUAAUUUACUUAAACCCACUCGGGUUCUGGAUACGACGCAGCUGCUAGCCCGGCCUGUUCCAGCGGCGCCUCCUCCCUCUCCGGCCGCGCCUCCUCUUCUCCACUGCUGCGGUGCUCGUUUGGCCUCUUCAUCAAAGGCCUCAGUGAAGAACCCAUCCGGGUCGGGGUGCUCUGCUCUGUUAAGAUGGAAAGCAGCAUGAGCAGCAGCAACAGCAACAACCAGUGGAGAGCUGAGGAAGCAAUUGGUGGCAACACUGAAGCUCUUGAAGCCCUCAGAGAACUCAUCAUAUUCCCUCAACGAUUCUCUCAUGAAGCACGAAAGCUUGGCCUUAAAUGGCCGAGAGGGUUGCUGCUUUACGGUCCACCAGGCACCGGAAAGACAAGUUUAGUACGAGCAGUUGUUCAGGAAUGCGGGGCACAUUUGACAAUUAUCAGUCCACACUCUGUUCAUAGAGCACAUGCCGGUGAAAGUGAGAGAAUUCUCCGUGAAGCUUUUUCAGAGGCAUCAUCUCAUGUAGCCUUGGGCAAGCCAUCAGUUAUAUUUAUAGAUGAAAUUGAUUCACUCUGUCCUCGUCGGGAUUCCAAAAGGGAGCAAGAUGUCCGAGUUGCCUCUCAACUCUUUACGCUGAUGGACUCAAAUAAACCAUCCUCUUCUACACCAGGUGUAGUUGUGGUUGCAUCUACUAACAGAGUGGAUUCCAUUGACCCUUCCCUAAGAAGGUUUGGACGUUUUGAUGCUGAAAUUGAAGUUACAGUUCCAAAUGAAGAGGAGCGCUGUCAAAUUUUGAAGUUGUAUACAAAGAAGAUUCCCUUAGAUAGGGGUAUUGACUUAACACCCAUUGCCGCAUCAUGCAAUGGAUAUGUUGGAGCUGAUUUGGAGGCACUGUGUCGUGAAGCUACUAUGUUUGCGGUUAAAAGGUCCUCAAAUACAAAUGAAAAUGCUAGUGAUUUCUGUUUAACGAUGGAGGAUUGGGUGAACGCAAGGUCCGUGGUUGGUCCAAGUAUAACAAGAAGUGUAACUAAGGAAAUUCCCAAAGUGACUUGGGAAGACAUUGGGGGCCUGAAAGAAUUGAAGAAAAAGCUCCAGCAAGCUGUUGAAUGGCCUAUUAAGCAUUCUGCUGCAUUUUCAAGAUUGGGGAUAACUACUGUACGUGGAAUUCUUCUACAUGGGCCUCCAGGAUGUUGCAAAACUACACUUGCCAAAGCUGCUGCACAUGCUGCCCAAUCUUCAUUCUUUUCCUUGAGUGGUGCAGAAUUAUACUCAAUGUAUGUUGGAGAGGGGGAAGCAUUGCUUCGUAAAACAUUUCAGAGAGCACGUCUUGCAGCACCAAGUAUAAUCUUUUUUGAUGAGGCGGAUGUGAUAGCUGGCAAACGGGGUGAUAGCUCAAGCGGUAGUGCUACUGUUGGAGAGAGACUUUUAUCCACUCUGCUGACUGAGAUGGAUGGCUUAGAAGAAGCUAAAGGAAUCCUUGUUUUGGCAGCUACAAAUCGCCCUUAUGCAAUUGAUGCUGCACUUAUGCGUCCUGGACGAUUUGAUCUGGUUCUAUAUGUGCCACCACCUGAUUUGGAGGCUCGAUAUGAGAUACUUCGUGUGCAUACAAGUAGGAUGAAUAUAGAGAGUGAUGUUGAUCUUAGAAGACUAGCAGAACAUACUGAGCUCUUCACAGGUGCUGAACUGGAGGGGUUAUGCAGGGAAGCUGGAAUAGUAGCCCUAAGGGAAGACAUAUCCGCUUAUGCUGUUCGUGACCAUCAUUUCCAGAUUGCAAAGAGUUCCUUGAAACCAGCAUUAACACCAGCAGACAUUGAUUCAUACUCAUCUUUUAUGAAGAACCCAUCUCGUGCUUUCUCUGUGCACUCUGAACCUGGUUUGAAACUGGAAAACAAAAAGAACAAGUUGGGUCAUUUGUCUUUGGUUAAGAUUGGUCUAGUCAGCUGUGUGUUACUUGCUGCUGCCAAAUACUAUGCCAUUCAUGGAGGCCAAUCUAUACGUAAUGUAGCCACUUGAAGAGCAUUUGUCUUGUUUUUUAAUUAUACUUUUCCAUUGUUUA